This is a messenger RNA of Lytechinus pictus (painted urchin), 5710 nucleotides long. RefSeq names its product tubulin polyglutamylase TTLL5-like. The record is from RefSeq and is a predicted model, not a curated record. Gene Ontology annotation, molecular function: tubulin binding; tubulin-glutamic acid ligase activity. Gene Ontology annotation, biological process: microtubule cytoskeleton organization; protein polyglutamylation. NCBI's taxonomy places the organism in Eukaryota, Metazoa, Echinodermata, Echinoidea, Temnopleuroida, Toxopneustidae. Gene Ontology annotation, cellular component: cilium. The coding region runs from base 156 to 3776 and encodes 1206 amino acids. The transcript has 29 exons.
AUGCUCUGUUCAAUUGCCGUGACAACAAAUUGUGUCUCGGAAUUUUGUAAGCCGAAUAAAAGGCGAGGAUUUUUAGUUUUUUCCUAUUCUAACAUGUGAUGCUGAGAUAAUACACUCCUUUUUAUCACCAAUGGACUAGGCGUUUUGAAUUCAAUAUGGCAUCCAGUGUAUCAUCUGAUAAUGAUGAUGAUUAUGAUUCUGAUGUUACAUGUGGGAGCAGUGACACAGAUGAUAAAGAUUCAUAUGACAGUGGUAACUCCUCAAACGAUGCCGACACAGGCAAUGAUGAGAGUGAGGAGGAGAGCGAGGACGAUGAUGACGAUGAUGACAGGGGAUCAGGAGAAAAAUUGGAGAAUGUAAUGUGGUGUGGGCCUAAGAAGAAUCUUCCUGUGUUGGUGUUCAGACCUGAGUGUAAUUUCACCAAAGUCAAGCGACUAUAUGCAACAGGAGAAAAGCACCAUCUUGCCUAUAAAAUAGUUCGUACAGACUGCAGAGUGAUCAGACAGCUUCUACACAAACAUGGGUUUCAUGAGGUUCAUCCGAACAGCUCUGAUUUCAACUUGAUGUGGAUUGGUUCUCAUGUUAAACCAUACACGUUGAGAAGCUUUACUGACUUUCAGAAAAUCAACCAUUUUCCAAGGUCCUAUGAAAUUACUAGAAAAGACAGACUGUACAAAAACUUUCAACGUAUGCAACAUGCCAAGGGUGCCCGCCAUUUUGAUUUCUUGCCGCAAACCUUCUGCACUCCUUCAGAGUUUGAUGACUUAGUGGCUGCACAUAACAAAGAAAGAGGAACAUGGAUUGUUAAACCAGUAGCAUCAUCCAGAGGAAGGGGAAUCUUCCUUGUCAACAGUCCUCAGAAUGUACCACUAGAUGCAGCUUAUGUUGUGUGUCGAUACCUCAACAAUCCUCUCCUCAUUGAUGGUUUCAAGUUUGACCUGAGGCUGUAUGUAGCAGUGACUUCAUAUGAUCCUCUUCGUAUAUACCUCUAUGAAGAAGGCUUAACCAGGUUCGCUACUGUGCAAUACCAACAGAACAAUAAGACAAUAAAGAACACGUGCAUGCAUUUGACCAACUACAGUUUGAACAAGAAGAGUCGUGACUACGUCAAGUGUGAUGAUGGAGACAUUGAAGACUAUGGGAACAAGUGGAGUUUAGGAGCAAUGCUUAGGUACCUCAAGAAACAAGGCAAAGAUGCUAAACUUCUACUUUCGAGAAUAGAGGAUGCAGUGAACAAAACAAUCAUCUGUGCAGAGCUUCCUGUGGCCAACGCCUGUAAGAUGUUCCAACCAUACAGGGGAAAUUGCUUUGAGCUGUAUGGUUUUGAUAUCUUAGUAGAUGCCAAUCUCAAACCCUGGGUAUUAGAAGUCAAUCUCUCUCCAUCAUUAGCUACUGAAGCACCAAUCGACAUGAAGAUCAAGUCUAACGUGUGUGGUGAUCUCUUUAGUUUAACCGGUUUUGUUGUACAAGAUCCUGUGAUGAGACGUAUGCAGCAGAGUAGAAGAAAUCAGGAUCUAGCUGCUUCUAGUACACUAAGACAACAGAAGGAGCGCAUUGGCUCUGCCUUCUCGCGACAAAGACCCAACUCUGCUGGGGUGGUGGGUAAUAAGCUUGUCAGACCAAACUCUGGUAGAAAGUCUGCAGCAGCAGCAUCGUCGGGUCCCAAAGAUGGUUCCGGACUGACUCUAGAAGAACGUAAGAUAAUCCUAGAAAGCAGGGAGGAAUACGCUAGGAGAGGGGGAUGGAUGAGAACAUUUCCCUCACCAAACUCAAUGGAGAAAUAUGGUUCCUUAAUGGAAAGUAGGAAUUCCAUGAACCAUUUACUACAUUCAAGACUCUUCUCUGACAAUGUGGAUACUAGUAGUUCAUCUCCCAGAUCUAAAUCGGCUCAUUCAACUUUGGCUUCAUCCAGAGCCAGACAGUGCACGAAGAUGUCUCACGGGAUGAUGCAUGAACUCCAGGAGAGGGAAUUUGAAGAGCAUUUAGGCCAGUUGCUCCGGAAGCUCAGUACCAAAGACAACUCUGUAGAAAGGCGCAACCUACGCAACAGGGUCCGCAACAAGUUUCCCGCCACAAAGAGGCUAGCACCAAACCCCAGGACUGCAGUUCCGAGCAAAACUGAGGUGAAGUCAGAACCUUUACCGUCUAGGACACCUCUUGCCCAGGGCAAACUGGACCCACGGCCCCAAACAGGACAGAACAAAAACCCUGUGAAGCAAACUGAACCCGCUGGCCAACAAACUCAUACCACAAACACUGCAGUAGCUUCACAUCAACAACCACCGUCAUCAAAACAAACCUCUGGUACAUCACAGGUUAAUAUAAACAAUACCAAGGGUGUAGAUAAAGGAGGAGGUAGUGGUGGUGAAGGGACAAGUAUAACUGGAUCAUCUGCUAACGGGGUGCAAGGUAAACCCCCUGUUGGACCCAGUCAGGGAUCAGGAGGGGUGAAAACAGAGAACAAUGUUGGAGCCAGGAUGGUUCUGGAGGUACAGAAACCAAAAGGUCCUACUAAAGAAGAGAUCCGAGAGAUGGUGAAUGUCCCUGAUAUCUUGGACAGGGGCGGUGAUCUAAGCAAGCUGCAAGCCAGGAAUGCCUUUGCUACCUACCUUCUGAGAGUUCAACAGAGAUUACUAGCCGAAACAAGCAAACCACCAGAGAAGCUAGAUGAGACAGACCUACAUGACGAACAAAUGGACCUUGUGUUGCGGUUCCUAAAGCGGGCAGCAAGCAAUCUUCAACAGCAAUUCAAAGUGAUAGUGCCUAGUAGGAAGCUUCCCAUUCACGACAGGAGAAGAAUCCUUGCAAAGCAACUAGUGGAUUUUGUCCAGUUAUAUAGCAAGGAAACAGAUGAGAUGGAGAAUAAGAAACCCAAGAAGAUAGUUAAACCUCACAAUCAUCAUCAGUUUGAAGAGGAAGACGAGAGCAUCGAUGACAAUAGGUUCUCUCAUUUUGUUGGAGUGGCCAACGAGAAUGAGUUGGAGGAACUACUUACUACGUACACCAAACAGAACAAAUCAGCCAGCAUCUUCCUCGGGACCAGUACCAACAAUCCUAAAUCGAUAUCAGAGAUGAUGUCACAACCUACCUCGGUCAACAAUACCAACCAUCCUCACCACAACAGCCAUCAACAUCACCAGCAGCAGGUACAGCAGCAUCAUCAUAAGCAUAGUAGCAAUGCAGGACCGGCACUGUUGCAUCGACGGUCAAGUUCUACAGAGAAUUUACAUACCGGUCAUAAGGGUGGUGGAGCUGCAGGGGAUACAGCCAAAGAUAUAAAUUUCAGCUCAAUCCCAGCUAAGCAUGGUAUCCACUCAGCUAAAGCUCUUCAACACUACUAUGCCGCAGCAGGUGCCAGCAAUACUGCUACCGCCGGCGAUGGAUACCACCACCACCUCCACCAGCAGCAGCAUCCCAUGACGUCAUCACAACCAUCUCCAUCACUCCCCAAACGCCCCCACUCAUCCACGCCCAAUACCGCUGAGGCUCGAUACGCAUCGUCAGCAGACGGUGCCGUACAGGUCUACAGCUCGAGGUAUAAUCGCCAACGACCGUACUCUGCCAAAGCUGGAUUCGAUUCAGGGGAUGGUAGAUCUUCACUGGGGAGACCUAACUCUGCUGUUGUCUACAGAGACUCUUCAGGAGGACAAAUAGGUAUUGCAUUUUGCUUUCUCAUUUCUGUCAAGUUUUACCUGAGAUUGGUGUUCUAUGGUCAGUUUUGGUCACCUUGUCCUGCAUUCAUCUUUAAUGUCUCUUUUCUCUGGCCUGUAUUCUGAAGUCAGGUUUAACUUAGACCGUGGUCCAACUCUGCUCAAAUUAUAGGUAGCCAAAAAUUCAAAAAAUCUGUUGUAUAUUUCUCAUGUUUACUAUUUUGUUUCCUUUUGCUUUCAUAAUAAAGAAAAAUGCUUCAGUUAUCAUUUCCAAACAAUUAUGAACAAUUUGAUGUGUACUGUUAGGGAUUUGUGCCCCAAUUGGCUCUCCAUAUUUAAACCACUACUAAAAACCAGGGUUUAAAGGUCAAGUCCACCCCAGAAAAUUAUUGAUUUGAAUCGAAAGAGAAAAAUCAAACAAACUUAACGCUGCAAAUUUCAUCAAAAUCGGAUGUAAAAUAAGAAAGUUUUGACAUUUUAAAGUUUCGCUUAUUUUUCACAAAAUAGUUAAAUGCACAACUCAGUGAUAUGCAAAUGAGAGAGUCGAUGAUGUCCAUCACUCACUAAAUUUUUGUUUUUUAUUGUUUGAAUAAUCCAAUAUUUCAAUUUUUACAGAUUUGACAAUAAGGACCGACUUAAAUUAACCAUAAACUGUUAAAAUAAUGGUAAUUCCAUAUGUUUAGGGAGAAAUAAAACUUUGUUUCACUUGACAAGGAGGAGAAAAUUAGAAAAUUUCAUUUAAUAAAAUACAAAAGAAAUAGUGAGUGGGUGACGUCAUCAGUCUGCCAAUUUGCAUACCGAUCAGGAUGUGCAUAUAACUGUUUUUGUGAAAUUAAGUGAAACUUUAAAACGUCAUAACUUUCUUAUUUUACAUCCGAUUUUGAUGAAAUUUUCAGUGUUUUGCUUGUUGGAUUUUUCUCCUUUUUUUCAAACCAACUUUUUGUUGGGGUGGACUUGUCCUUUAAUUUAAACCCAAGUUCAGAAUACGGGCCUCUGUGUUAAGUUUUCGUCUUCUUUCUUUUGUCAGUUAUACUCACUUUCUCUGUGAUUCUAUCUAUUUGCUCCUAAUCUCUCUUUUUCUUUCUCUAUCACACACCCAUGUACACCACCUCCUCUUGCCUUUAGUCUACUAAAAUUGGGUGAUAGUUUUAUAUUGAAUGCACUUUUCUGUAUUAUGUAAUAAUUUCUUUUAUGUUGAUGCUUUAAGGUAAUAUUUUAUGAAUCAAAGAGAAAAAAAAAUGCUUUAAAUAAUUUUGUUGGGGCGUCAUGGUCUAGAGGUCAUGACUCUCAUCUUUCAAUCUGUGGGACGUGGAUUCAAUUCCCAGCCAUGGCGCAUUUCUCAGCAAGAAAUUUACCAAAAGAGCGCUUUAAAAAUCCAGCUGUUGUUAUUAUUCUUAUUAUAAAUAUCAAGUAAUUUCUGAGUGUGUGAUUUGUCAUAUGAUAUACACAAAAUUAGCAUAAGAGUCGGUAUUCUUUGAACUAUUCUCAUUUUUGUUGUCGGUCAAACUAUGACUGAACACAUGUAAGUCAUCUCUAGGAAUCAUUUUUGGCAAUUCCUAUUUCAAAUAUUGGGUGCUGGCGCCGCACAGUGGCUGUCGAGCCCCACGAUCAAUUGGGCAUAAAGAAUUUUCAAAGUAUUUUCAUUUCAGACCAGAAAAUGUGGAUUUUUUUUCAUACUCUCCCAUUCUUACCUUCAAAUGCAGAUAUUGACCAUAGACGUAUGUAUAAAAGUAUGCUCUUUUGCAAAUUCACAAAUGCUUGUUUGUCAUGUGUGCAUGCUGCAAAUGAUUGAAAAACAACUCUUUUAUUUUUUUAUUUCACAAAAAAAUUAUAGAAUAGUGUAUAAGUUUGCACAAUGUGAUAUUAGGCUUUUUAACUAGGUUUAUAAUGAUAAUUGAUGUACAGUAGUUAUUGAUUAUUUUCAUUACUAAAAGUUGAAAUUAUCCAAAACAUGUUUUUUUUUAUUUAUAUGUUUUAUUGGGUCAACACAGACCACGUAUAAACAAAAAUAACAAACCAAACAUAAUGAAACUAUUUACAAGUAAUCAUAACAUCAUUAG